AUUCUAGGUUUUCUCACUCUAGAGUUCCGGAAGAGGGACGUACCUGCUCAGGGAGGUGCAGGCUGGGAAGGGGAGAUCUCCCCAGUGCCGUGGUGGAGGCUUAGCCAGCAAAACCUAGUGGGCAGCCAAGAGUUGGGGUAGAUUGGCGUCUGUGCAGAGGGGUCAGCUGACAGGCAUGCUGUGUGGCACGUAGCCAGGAAUUUCGGAUUCUUUUACCCCCAAGAACCUUCCUGGGGUUCAGUGGUCUUCACCACCUGCUCCAGCGUGUGGGCUCUGCCUCCCCUGCAGGGUGUCUUGGGGGAUGGCUGGGCUGGAUUCCGAAAUCUGGUCUCUGGAAAAUUCCUAGGCCUGAUUCCAGCCUCACUGAGGCCUGCUAAUCCCUCCCCAUUCAUUGUGUUAUGUAACAUUUGGGGAUUAAUACCGAGGUGGCCAGAGGCUGUAGCCCAAAUUCAAACACAGCACUGUCCCUUCCUGGCUGGGUAAGCAACCUAACCUCCCUGGGCCUCAGUGUACUCACCUGUAAAAUGGGGAUGGGCCACUUUCUGUAUUUCCAGGCUGAUGUAAUGGUGAGAUGGGAGAAGGCAUGGGAAGUGCUUAGAACAGAAGCUGAGCCCGGAGCUCAGAGAUGCCCUCACAGGACCUGAGCCUGCCCACUUGACUGCCUCUCCCUGUCAGCCUCUGCUGGGAAUCAUAAAUCCCAGUGUGCAUCCAUUGGUCCCUAAAUCCUGUCCCUUAUCACUGUAAAGUGUCCUUCAUAGAUGGCACCUUCCAACAAGGAGCCAUUCCCCUCUGGGUCCCUGCCCCCGGCCUCACUCCCCCUCUGCACCAGCCUCAGCCCCAGAGAUCCCCAACUUCUUUCUCAGCCUCUGAAUCCUGCUGUGUCGCCCAUUGCCCAGGUAGUCAAGCCCCAUGGUGUCAUGGGGGAGCCGGAGACUCACCCGCAGAAAAGAUCGAGUCACAGACAUUCAGAACUAGACCCAUUCUCCAGCGCACUCGGGGGAGAGCCCACCAAACCCCAGCGCCACCCACCUUUCCUGGGGAGGCCUCCGAAAGAAUGAGAAUUCCUUCGAGAGUCAGUUUCUGGCCCAGUGGUUCAGUGAAACUGCGCGUUGACAGUUCGCAGCUUGGCGGGAGGCACAGGAUUGAAAGAGCCAGGUUGAGCGCAGUGGGUUGGCGCGCGGGGUGCAAACGCUGCUAGUGGGGCAUCCACGCACUCCCACGCGCUCCCCACGCAUCCGCCCCCUCCCAUUGCGGACCAGCCCCCAAGCUUCGGGACUCCGCCCUCCCCCCCUUUCCCCCUCAGCCAAUGAGACGCGCCCCGGGCAGCGCUGUUCCCAGAGCUGCCGCACGGAACUGCGCUGCGCUGUGGUAGUGGGUGGUAGUGGGAGGCUGCGCCAGUGUCCGCGCCCUGCUCCCCGCAGGCCCCCGCCGGGAAUGGAGCCCAGGUCCCGGCGGCGGGGCAGUUGCCGCCCGCUGGUCUCCCCUUUUCUGCGCGACCCGGCCUCCGGUCGCGUCUACAAGCGCGGGAAACUGAUCGGCAAGGGUGCCUUCAGCCGCUGCUAUAAGCUGACUGACUUGUCUACAAGCAGCGUGUUUGCUCUCAAGGUGGUGCCGCGUCGUGGGGCCGGAGCUGGGGGUCUGCGCCCCUGUGGGAAGGUGGAGCGAGAGAUUGCCCUGCACAGCCGCCUGCGACACCACAACAUCGUGGCCUUCCAUGGGCACUUUGCUGACCGUGACCACGUGUACAUGGUGUUGGAGUACUGCAGCCGCCAGUCUCUGGCCCACGUGCUGGAGGCACGGCGGACUCUGACAGAGCCUGAGGUACGCUACUACCUGCGGGGCCUGGUCAGCGGCCUGCGCUACCUGCACCAGCAGCAUAUCGUGCACCGAGACCUAAAGCUCAGUAACUUUUUCCUGAAGAAGAACAUGGAGGUGAAGAUCGGGGACCUGGGGCUGGCUGCCAAGGUGGGGCCAGGGGGCCGAUGCCACAGGGUGCUCUGUGGGACUCCAAACUUCCUGGCCCCAGAGGUUGUCUCCAGGAACGGGCACUCCUGUCAGUCAGACAUCUGGGCUUUGGGCUGUGUCACGUACCUGGUUCUGACUGGCUCCCCUCCCUUCAUGGCGGCUCCCCUGUCAGAGAUGUAUGAAAAUAUCCUAGCCAGCCGUUAUCCUGAGCCUACCCACCUGUCACCCAAUGCCUGUCGUCUCAUUGCGCGCCUGCUGGCACCCAACCCAGCUGAGCGGCCCAGCCUGGACCACCUACUGCAGGACGACUUCUUCACACAGGGCUUCACUCCAGACCGGCUGCCACCCCACUCCUGCCACAGCCCACCCAUCUUUGCCAUUCCCCAGCCUCUGGGCAGGCUUUUCCAGAAGGUGGGCCAGCUGCUGCUGAGCCAGUGCCAGCUACCCUGCCCCCAUACUCCCAAUGAGGCCUCGUGUCCAGGAGAAGAUGGUUCAGACCCUGACUUCAUGGAGUUGGGCAUUGAGGCUCCCCUAUCAGAGAGAGGGGCUCCCCAGCCUGAGGUCUCAGUCUACCUACUCAACCAAGGGACCCUCCAGAGUGACCCAGCUGGGCCUGCGGGGAGCUCAGUGCAGGAGGUGGAAGAGGCCGUUAGAAACCUGCAGCUCUGCCUGGACCCUGGGCCUCCAGCCAUGCAGGGACCCCCAAGAGAACAGCGGUCCAUCCUCUGGGCCCCCAAGUGGGUGGAUUAUUCCAGCAAGUAUGGCUUUGGCUACCGACUGUCGGAUGGGAGCAGUGGUGUCCUGCUUCGGGAUGGCACCCACAUGGCCCUGCGCCCCCCAGGGGGCCAAGUCAGCUACAUGCCUGACCGAGGGAAGCUGGAAACAUUUGCCCUGAGGGACGUGCCCAGCCUGCUGGGUGCCAAGCUGGCCGUCUUGCGACUCUUUGCUGGCUAUAUGCAGCAGCGGCUGCAAGAGGAGGGGGGCCUGCCUGUGCCCACUGAGUCUGCUAGCCCCAGCCUCUGCCUGCUGCGCUUCCUUGUGUCCCAGCAGGCCCUGCUGCUGUUCUUCAGUGAUGGGACCCUGCAGGUCAGCUGCAGUGGAGACCAGGUUCAGCUGGUGCUGUGUGGUGGGGGCGAAGAGUUGCUGCUCACGGUCUGGGAACGGGGCCAGCCUCAUACCUCCUACACUCUGGGGAUGUUGCGGAGCCAUGGCUGUCCCCCAGCUGCUCGCCACCACCUGCUUCAUGCUCUCCGCAUGCUGCAGAGCAUCUAGCGCCCCCUAGGGUCAGACUGAACCUCUGCAUGUUGAUGCCAGGGACCCAGGCUCCAUUUCUGUUCCCCUUGCUCUAGAGGGGAUGUCCUUGGGGGUAGUUGGUGGGGAGCAUGCAGGUGCGUGGGAGGUGGGGGUUCUUGCCUCAUGGCGUGACUGUUCAACCCAGACUUUUGUUCAGCUUUCUUUUUUCUUCAUUAAAGAAAACGUGACCUGUAGCCUGCCAUC
This is a messenger RNA of Phyllostomus discolor (pale spear-nosed bat), 3462 nucleotides long. It is a transcript of the gene PLK5, whose product is annotated as polo like kinase 5 (inactive). Gene Ontology annotation, biological process: protein phosphorylation; regulation of cytokinesis; mitotic cell cycle. Gene Ontology annotation, cellular component: nucleus; spindle pole; centrosome. Bases 1435 to 3237 code for a protein of 600 amino acids. Lineage: Eukaryota; Metazoa; Chordata; Mammalia; Chiroptera; Phyllostomidae. The record is from RefSeq and is a predicted model, not a curated record. Gene Ontology annotation, molecular function: protein binding; protein serine/threonine kinase activity; ATP binding. The transcript has 15 exons.